This is a messenger RNA of Lytechinus variegatus (green sea urchin), 2531 nucleotides long. RefSeq lists its product as uncharacterized. The coding region runs from base 943 to 2526 and encodes 527 amino acids. NCBI's taxonomy places the organism in Eukaryota, Metazoa, Echinodermata, Echinoidea, Temnopleuroida, Toxopneustidae. The transcript has 9 exons. The record is from RefSeq and is a predicted model, not a curated record.
CAAAGUUUUUUUAGUCUUUCCGCGAUAUUUCGACAGUCUCUCAAGAUAUUUACAGAUAUCACUGCAAGACUUAUUAGACAAAGAUCUGUGAAGGAUCAUUGAAACACAAACAAAAAUCCAUUGAAAGAAUUGUGAAAGACUACUUGUUGCAUAAAAGAUCUCUGAAAUACUUUCAAAAGAUAUCUAUAGGACUUGUCUAAGUCCUGUAUGACAACAAUUAUCAAUCAGUAUUUACGAGUUCUUUGAUGGAUCUUUCUGAGCCAUUCCACAGAGAUAACAAAUUCCAGUGAUCUUGGAGUUGUAAGACCUAGACAAUUUUUGGUCUUUCAAAUGUCCCCCUCUGUUGAAUGGGGGCCUAAAAAGGAAUUCUUUGAGGCAUUUUGUAAUCCUAUUGGUCAUUUACAAAAUAAUUUGUUAUAAAAUGGUAAAGAGUAAUAUUUUGGUCGUGCAUUCGCAUGUGUACAGCGAUGCAUUUGACUAUCCCCCCCCCCCCCCGGUACCUGUGGCACAUCCUAAUGUCAAAACUGUAUCUGAAUCCAGUUGGCUUCAUUUCUAAGUUAUAAUAACUAAAUGUAUUUUAAACCAAAGAAUUGCGGUUUGUAACGUUUAUAUAAUUUUUCAUGAUAAUGUGAAUGUCUGUGGAUCAAAAUUUUGUUUACUCUUCGUGUGGGGUAGUAGAUGUCUGUGAUUCGAACAACCGUCUGUUUCCCGCCGUCUAGUCUGUUUCAUUGUCAGGAGACGAAUCACGUGGGGAAUGGGGAUUCCCCACUGUUGUUGUUAAUGAACUUUGCUUUUUGAUAUGCCCUUGGCGAACUUACACGCAAUCCAUGUUCAAAUACUGGAGCAGUUUAUACGUCAGACGCCAUAUUUAUGAUUCGUUUUAUCACUGGCAUCAUUCCAUGAAGAGAACCUGAUUUUAAUAUUAUUGGAAUUAACACUAAAAUGGCGGAUUCGAUGUUAACUUCUCUCCACAUCUAUCUACCAGUACUAUUGGUGUUGUGUACCCUAGCAACGUGUAAAUGUGAGGUUCCUGAAGAGAACAUAACUGGCUGGCUUGGGCAUGAUGAUGUACGACUACCUUGUAACUUUACUCAUCAAGAUGUAAUAGUUGCGUUGUACUGGUCUAAAGAGAAAGACCCAACCAAGGCUGAAGAGGAAGACUCAACCAAGGCAUCCUAUUUUAAAAAGCAACUGAAUAGCUUGGAGGAACGGUUCACUUUGAAUGAAGAUUUUUCUCUGUCCAUCAGUGACCUUCGAGUAGCGGAUGAAGGGAGAUACCUUUGUCAAGUUGAGUUCGAAUCAGACAGGAGUCUGUUAAAAUACCAGACACUGAUCGUGUACGCGCGAGUAUCAACUCCCGAAAUCGAACAAUGUGACCACAAAGCAACUGGAAACGAAUCCCAUACUUUCUGUUCCAUGAGGACCCCCAACACCCAUCCCUUUGACCUUACCUGUCGGGCAACCGGCUUCAAACCGAACGUAACCCUGCAGUGGAUGUCUUCAGUGGAUACGAUGCAGUCAAAUACAGAACCUUACCAGAUGAAGACACUUUCUGAUGGGACGUUGGAGCAGAAGAUUACGAUCAUCGUCACUGCCCAUCCAGACAUGGAUCAGUCAUACACUUGCACGGUGAACGGCGAGGCAACAAAUGGUACAGAGCGGUCAUCAACAAUUACGGUGCGAUUUGAUCCAGAGAAGUUUCCAACGCAAUUCAUCAUCAUAUUUAGUGUACUCGGGUUCUUCAUUCUGAUCGUUUUCAUAGCCAUCAUAACUGUUCUUUGCAGAGGAGCUACAACUCGCACUAUUGAAGAACUGCGAAAAAGUAUCAAGGACUAUACCUUGAAGAUACCGGGCAGUGAUGACAAAGCAACAGCAAAAAUUGGCUUGUAUGGUGAGAUGGGAGCGGGCAAGUCUACUUUCAUCAAUUCCAUCGAGUUUGCGUACAACGGUGAACGAAGCCAGCCUACUGGGGCAAGAGGAGAUACAGCUGGAGGGCAUAGUAUAAUUCGAAGUUGCCUUCCUCUCACUGACUAUAUCAGUCUGUUCGACAAUCGUGGCAUGAGAGACUUUUCUCUCUCAUACGUUGACAAGUAUAUGAAAGAAAUAAGUGAUGAAAGAGAAGCCGGAACACAAACUCGACUUCUUGAUGAAGAGAUUCACUGCGUCGUAUUUGUAUACAGACAUAGUGAUGCAAACAAGAAGCAGGAAGCUGAGAGGUUCCUAGAAAAAUUCUCAACACAACUUCGCCAGUAUUUUGGCUACUCUGCAUUUGUUGUCGUGACCCAUGCUGACAGCUUGUCAAAAGAAACAAAGGCAGACCUAAAGGAAACGUUCUCCCCAAACUGCGAUAAGCUGUGGUUCCUUGAAAACUACACAGACGACACCGAAGAUAAAGAGAAGAGUAUCAGUUUUUUGAAGUUUUUGAAAGCAGCUCUUCAUCGCUGUGACGUUGCCAUAGUAAACAUUGAGAGGCGGAAGACACAAUGGAAGAAGAAGUGGUUUUUUCAAAGGUGGUUGGGUUGGUGAGCACC